Molecule: messenger RNA, 2064 nt
Organism: Thecamonas trahens ATCC 50062
Lineage: Eukaryota; Apusomonadida; Apusomonadidae
Product: DMI1 protein
Exons: 2
Coding region: 1-2064 (687 amino acids)
Biological process (GO): monoatomic ion transport
Source: RefSeq, a predicted model, not a curated record
AUGUCGUCUAUGGAGCAUGUGCCACUGGCGACACGAUUGCGGGCGCGGCGGAUGUCGACUGUGCUACCCACCCGCGCUGGAGCCCCGCUGGCAGACACGGCCAUGACGCUGCGGCGGAUGCGCAAGACGCGGACGCACACAGCUGUGCUCGGCAAGGUGAGCGAGGUGGAGAGGGCAAGGGUGCGAAAGCAAGCGGGGAGCGAGGUUGUCGACGACUGGAAGGCCGUGGCGGCGUAUCGGCUCGACUACUUCUUUGCCACCUUUCCGAGCUCAAAGUACCUUCUGCUCGCCGUCGUCACCGCCGUCCUCAUCGUUGUGGGUGGCUUGCUGUACUACGUUGCGGCGUGGGACCGAUCGCUGAGUGAAGCCUUGUGGAUGUCGUGGGUCAUGGUUGCAGACCCGGGCACACACGCCGAGGAGAAUGGCCUUGGCCCACGGGCAGUCGGCGUCGCUCUCACUCUCGGCGGCAUGCUCUUCUUUGCUUUGCUCGUCGGUCUCAUCGGCGACGGCAUUGCCCAGAAGAUGGAGUCGCUUAAGGAGGGCCGUUCGGCGGUUGUCGAGUCGGGCCACUCGCUCAUUCUCGGCUGGACGCCCAAUAUUGUGCCCAUGAUUGUGCAGAUUGCGCUCGCCAACGAGUCCGAGGGCGGUGGGACGGUGGUCAUCAUGGCGGCCAUGCCCAAGGAGGAGAUGGACACCAUGCUCAUGGAGGAGCUGAGUCCAGAGAUGCUGCGCGGAACGCGAGUUGUCACUCGCUCCGGUUCGCCCAUCGACGUUUACGAUCUGCGCAAGUGCUCGGUCCCGACGGCGCGCUCGAUCGUGGUCCUCUCACCCGGCGGCAGCGCCGACGAAGCCGACGCUCAGGUUGUCCGCUCGUGCCUGGCGCUCGCGUCGUCGCCGUCGCUCUCGGGCCAUGUCGUGGUCGAGCUCUCGGACGUUGACAACCUGGACAUUGUCAAGCUCGCCAUGUCGUCGUCGUCCGUAGAGGUCAUCCCCGUCGUGGCCCACGACAUCAUGGGCCGCAUCAUGAUCCAGUGCUCACGCGAGCCAGGCCUCGCCUCCAUCUUUGCCCACCUCCUUGAGUUUGACCGCAACGAGCUCUACGUCCAAGUCUGGCCGCAACUGGAGGGUGUGUCGUUUGCCGCGGUCCUCGCAGCCUUUGACGGCGCUGUUCCAGUCGGCAUCAAGUACGGCAACUCCCGAGCAGGCAAAUCGCCGCUCGUCAUGCUUCCGCCGUCCGACUACGUUCUGCAAACUGGCGACGCCGUUGUCGUCAUUGCCGAGGACAACGACUCGUACACCCUCCGGCCGCGCUCGGCCUGGGCUCUGCCCGGCUCGCCAUCGCCUGCGCUCGACGCGCCCGAGCCGCCGCACCCGGCAGAGCACGUCCUGUUCUGCGGCUGGCGCCGCGACGUCGAGGACAUGAUCGUGGAGCUCGACCAGUGGGUCGCACCAGGCUCGUCCCUCACCGUCCUCUCCCCGCUUACCCUUGCUGAGCGCCACGAGGCGACCCGCGAUGGCGUCAUCCCGUCGACAACCAACAUGAACCUCUAUCAUGUGACCGGCAACCCCAUCGCGCGAAGCCAGCUCGAGGCACUCCCACUCGAGCACUUUGACGUGGUCAUGGUCCUUGGUGGCGACAACGCCGGCGCGCCGUCGUCCGGCAUGGCUUCAGACUCGCAGACUAUGGUCACCAUGCUCCUCGUCCGCGACAUCCAGACCAAGCGUGGCAACCCCGACUCGGUCAUCGUCUCGGAAAUCCUCGACCCGCGCACCACCUCGGUCCUGCACAUUAUCGCUGAGCAGUCGGUCAUGGCUGACAUUGUUGACGCCCUUUUCACCGCAGAAGGCCCCGAAAUUCACAUCAAGCACAUGUGGCUCUACGCCGACGACGGCGAGACGCUUUCCUUCUACCAGCUUACUUCGCGCGCGCUCGCGCGCGGCCACAUCCUCAUCGGCUACCGCAGGCCCGACACUGAUCCUGAUCCUGUUCUUAACCCCCUCGACAAGUCCACGCCCAUCGUCUGGCACAAAGACGACUACGUUGUCGUCAUCUCCGAGGACUAG